AUGCAAGCGGAAAACCCUCAGAGCGCACCACCGUCUCGUUACCGCACGAUUCGGAGGAAACUCGUGCACCGUUCGGGCAAUUCUCAACCACCACCACCACCACCACCACCACCACCACCAGCGCUGCAGCGACAGCAGCAAUCGCGACACCAAUCACCACCGAAACCGGUAGCUGCCCCCCUGAUUAAUUCGAUUGAGUCUCCGAGGCCGGUUGUUGAACAGCCCCUUGCUCGAAACCCUUCCAAGUUUAGGAAGAUUCUACGGCUGAACACAAAAGAUGUGCCUCCUACUCCCGUUCCACCCAUUCCCUCUACAGCAACCACCACCCCACACGGUGGUAAGCUCAUGAAGCCGUCGCACCCCAAUCAAAAGACGGCUUCCAAGCUUGGGAGGAGAAGGGGGAAGCCUGCCGGGGCUAUGGGCGAGUCCUCUACGGAGGAGGAAGCUGGAGGUGCGGCCCGUCGUGGAGAGAAUCUGGUGAGGAUAGGUUUUUUUCUCCCCACUCACUCGGCCUAUACAUUUGCAAGUUUCAGCCAUCUUCUGGCUUGUCAUUUGGUGUUGACGCAAGUUCCUUUCCCAAAGAGAUCUGCUUUGUGGGGUUGCGUGACAUUGAAUUGGACAUGGCGCUAAUGUACCCUAGGUGCAGAACUAUGACAGGAAGGUCCCAGUCAAUUCCUCGGGAGGCACGGAACCGGUCGGCAUCCUCGACUCCACUGAUGUCGAAUCCUUUCUCUCGCACGUGAGGCCUGGGAAACAGCGGAUCGUUGUUGAGAGCUGGCCGAUCUUUGGAUUACAACGUCAGGUUCGGUAUUUCGAGAAGCUGAGCGAUGUCCACAAUACGUGGGAAAUUGAAACAAAGUGCCAUUUUCGCAUCGAGAAGAAUGCCUGGGGUCAGACCAGCGAGCGUCUCGAAAAUUAUGCAGCGGAAGAGCCUUCCAGUGGAGUGGCUCGGUUCCACUACUAUGUUCAGGCCGAUAGAAAGUGGUCAAAGCGUUGGAUCAGAUUGGACGGCGGAGCCAUCAAGAUUUCCAAGAAGGAUAAGCCGAGCGAGAAGGACUUUACCCAGACCAUCAACCUCGAUUCGUUUGAUAUUUACAGCUUUGCCAACGCUUUUUCUCCGGAGAGUAAACUGAAAUGUCCCACAAAGUACUGUUUUGCGCUGAAAUCACAGCAUAAGAUGAGCUUGUUCGGGAAGGAUUCGGUUUACUGCCACUAUUUUUCUGCCGAGAGUGCAUCGCAAUUGAGUCAAUGGUUCGCGAUGAUUAGGGAUUCAAAGGCUCGAUUGAUCGCGGAGAAGUUUUCAAUUGCUCCUUGGACAGCUGAGCCAGAGGUCAAGGAAGAGCUAUCCAUCACUCAUCAAAGUACCUCUUCUGGUAGUCUCGGGGGCAGGCGCAAGCCCGGGCCUCUGAUUUCCCUAGAGGAGCUCGCUCAACCACCUUCCGAUGUUCAGAAGCCCAAGUCACUGUAUAGCGCCAAGUCUACCAGGAAGCCCUCUAGGAAGGAAAGGAGUGCUUCUGGCAGGUCCCCGCAAGUUUGUGGAAGUGUCUCGGAUGGGGAAGCGGUGUUUUCGCCCGGCGGUCUACUGGGUUCGGAUUAUGAGGACAAGAAGCGUGUUGCUCAACUUAACUACAAAGAGGAGCUUGCGAAACCUCAUAACGAGUUUUCCGGUCUGCUGACCCCUCAAUCACCCAAAGCUCGGAAUUUCACUCCUCGCGAUCCCACACACCCACUUGUAUCCUUGGAUACUUCUCCCAAGGAAACCAAAUCCCUUAGACGCAGAGAAACAGUGGCUUCAAGACCAUCCACUUCUCACAAGCAAGGGGGCACCCUACUUAAUUUUGACGAGGGGGAGCCUGUGCCGUCGCUACCCCAUCGUCAUCGCAGCAGAGGGCACACCAUCUCGGAGAAGAACGCACGCGAGGGUGGAGGCCUUGUCAGCUUCGCCAAGUCAUCUCUUGAGACACCCCCCCUUCCCGAUGCUCCUCCCCCGUUUGCACAACUCAAGAGACCGCAGACGGCGAAGGGCAGAACCCGGCAUGGCGAGGCGAGUGGUGACGAGGAUCAGACCCCCUUCACGGGCACCGGCCUUCUUGCGGGUGGGUAUCAGUCAGCGGGAGCAGUCAUGGCCGGUCAUGGCGUCGCUACAUACAAAGACGCGAUUGGAAAGAAUGGCAAAAUCACCCCGUUGCUUAAUCCUUGCAACAAGAGCGUCUUUGUGCCUGGUAGUCUAUUGGAGAAGCGGGAGAAGGAGAUGGGACCCGCCAGACCGAUCAUCGAUAGGGAUUAUCACUCAUCGGACUCUGAUUCGUAG
Molecule: messenger RNA, 2311 nt
Organism: Tuber aestivum (summer truffle)
Lineage: Eukaryota; Fungi; Ascomycota; Pezizomycetes; Pezizales; Tuberaceae
Source: the annotation of a GenBank genome assembly